Plutella xylostella (diamondback moth) is the source of this 5288-nucleotide messenger RNA. Lineage: Eukaryota; Metazoa; Arthropoda; Insecta; Lepidoptera; Plutellidae. The record is from RefSeq and is a predicted model, not a curated record.
AAACGUCAGUACCAACCGGUCGGUGAACGAAGCCAGACGAUUCGUGACUGGCGGAAUUAAAAAAAAACUAUUCCAUUUUCAAAAACAUCAAAAUAAGUGCUUACGUGAAAAGAUUAGAACUAUUUCUGUUGGUGGCCAGUUGAUUAAUAAUCUGUGAAUGUUCCAUUUUCAAAAAGUGCGCGCUUGAAUACGCGGUAACGUUUAAAAAAAUACGUUGAUUAAAAAUCGAUUUGUGGCGCGUGGAUUGGCUGCUACAGUGCUUUAUUUAUUAUUUAACGUUUUAAUGUUCUUGGUAUUUUCUCGUUAUUUAGCUGAAUGUGUGUGUUUUGGAGCUGGGAAAUUGGAAUGUCAAAUGUGGGGUGAUUGAUGGAGGUUGUGAGACGUACUCACCUACUUACUACCCUCUUAAUGACAAUUUUAUCGUGUGCACAAGACCUAUAAACUAAUAACAAAUGCAAAGCAGUAAACUUAAAUAGUGAAACGUCAGUGUUUUAGACGAAAAUAGUGAAAAUGUGCUAAAGUGUUGGACAUAGGACUGUGUGAGUGACGUAGAGCCAUGGGACUGCGGCGCAGUGAAAAGAAUGGUCUUCUCUCGUACGAGAACCCGAACUACCACUUGGACCCGUCGCGCCUCGAGUCGGCGCUCUACAGUGACUUGUACGACAUGCACGACGACAAGUUGCCCGACGACUACGAGUAUCUGGACAAUAGGAGACUUGAAGAUGAAGCCCGGUCACCAGUAACAAAAACAAAUGAAAAGGCCGGCCUCAUAACGCCCCCCCAAAAUGGCGGAGGCGAGUCGCCGCCCCCAGAGAAAGAGAGGGCAGACCAAGAGGACACAGAGAAGAGCCACGCGGAGGGCGUCCCACACUCGGCGGAGGGGCCCAACGACGACUUGUACGCUAUACCGGUGAAACUACGUCCCAAGAAGGAACCGCCGUUGCAACUGCCCCCGGGCUGGGAGAGGCAUGAAGACAAUGACGGCCCGUACUACUGGCACGUGAAGAGCGGUACGAUCCAGCGCGAGGUGCCCAAGAUGCCACCAGUGGAACCCAAGGAGCAGAGAAUCUCCAUGGUGCGGGACUGCUCCAACCUGUCUGAGGUCAGCAAGUACGAGGGGGUGAUGACGUCAUCCGUGACCCGGAGCACCACGAGCGGCGCCCUGGACCAUGACGGGCAGGAGGCGGAGAGGAAACGGAAGGAGGAGAUCGCUUACAAACGCCGCAGCUACCCCGCCCGCCCUGAACCCGACAACGGGCGCGCGGUCCGCUUCUUCGUGCGCUCGCUGGGCUGGGUGGAGAUCUCGGAGGCGGACCUCACGCCGGAGCGGUCCAGCCGCGCCGUCAACAAGUGCAUCGUGGACCUGAGCCUCGGCCGCAACGAUCUGUUGGACCAAGUCGGACGAUGGGGUGAUGGUAAAGACCUGUUCAUGGACCUGGACGACGGCGCGCUGAAGCUGAUCGACCCGGAGAGCCUCACCACGCUGCACACGCAGCCCAUACACACCAUCCGCGUGUGGGGCGUGGGCAGAGACAACGGACGUGAAAGGGACUUCGCGUACGUGGCCCGCGACCGCGCGACCCGCAAGCACAUGUGCCACGUGUUCCGCUGCGACGCGCCGGCUCGCACCAUCGCCAACACGCUGCGGGACAUCUGCAAGCGCAUCAUGAUCGAGCGCUCGCUGCAGCCGCCGCCGCGCCCCACCGACCUGCCGGCCGCCAGGCGCCCUAGACCACUCUCUGGAGCAUCAUUCCCGACCCCCAUGGAGGAGCCCCGCAAGACGGUGCGCGCGCGCUACCUCGGCAGCGCGGAGGUGCCGCGAGCCACCGGCAUGGACGUGCUCAAUGAUGCGCUGGAGCGGCUCGCGGCGGCGCGGCCCCCGUCCGCGUGGAGGCCGUGUGCUGUCGCCGUGGCGCCCAGCAUGAUCACUAUUACUGAGGAAGGGGAAACAACCCCCAUAGUAGAGUGCCGUGUCCGCUACCUCUCGUUCCUGGGCAUCGGGCGCGACGUGCGGCGCUGCGCGUUCAUCGUGCACACGGCUCGUGACGCCUUCGUGGCGCACGCCUUCCACGCCGAGCCCUCGUCUGGCGCGCUGUGCAAGACUAUUGAGGCUGCUUGCAAGCUCCGCUACCAGAAAUGUCUGGACGCGCACGGCGGCGGGUUCCCGCCCCGCUCCCCGCCCGCGUCCACCACCUCGGCCGACAGCCGCGGCUCCAUCGGACAGACGCUCAAGUCGCUGGUGGGGUCACUGACCGGCCGCCGCGCCUCCUGAGCCGAGGAUAGCGCUACUCCUGUUGAUGAACAUACAGAGAAGGUCCACCACCGGCACCUGCAGUCGCCGUCGGCGUCGCCAGAACGAGAGUAGCGCCGCGAUCUUCACUCCACACUUCAACCAGCCGUUUAGUGCAGUUACUUUUAUAUCCAACGUUUGAAUCAACAGCCGUAUAGUGUAACAUCCAACGUUUGAUCCAACCGUUUUGUGCAGUUACUUUUAUAUUCAACGUUUGAAUCGUCCGUUUAAUCCAAGAUAUUCAAUGCUGUUACCUACUUCUAUAUGCAACGUACAAACCAUUUAAGAGACUACAUCGUUACAUUCAAAUCUGCGGUUGUUUACUUUACUAAGUAGGUGGUAGGUACCUACUUAUAGAGUUUUUCUAUCUAAAGUUUGAUCAGGCGGUUUACAGCUGAGUUGCUUUAUUAAGUAGUACCUAGUUACGUUAGAUGAAACUGAAAUUAAGGUAGGUUAGGUAAAACAGGUAAAAUUUAUGAUGAUACCUAUCUGUACCUAUCUACCUCUAGUUUUUAAAAUUCUAAUAUUGGCAAGAGUUUGAAACAGUGUUUAAUUGUUAAAUUUUCAUUCACCAUCCACCAUCGUAUCAAACCGGUAUAACCAUUCCACAAAACGGCUAAACAGUUAAUUUGCAAAUUACUGCGAGUAUUCCACUAUGUAUCUUAUAAUUUGAACAUAAGACACAAACUGUCUUGACUGCAUCAACAUAUCUAUUAGUUUUUUACCCAGCACAGUCAUAGCUCACUGUAUAGAUGCGGCUUUUAGGUGUGUCACUGUAAUUUCAACCUUUUUGGACAAAAAGUAGGUUAAUAUUGAUAACUCGCUCUGUCUAUUUGCUGAUAUGGCAUGGGAAAGAGAUGGGUAGGAUCUAGGAACACUAUCUUGAGUUUUGACAAUAAGAUUGGUCUUGUUUAGUCAGUAGGUGUUCUUCUAUAUGUUUUCACUAUUAGAAGUUUAGUUUGCAUUAUCACCAUCGAAUGAUGUGGGUGUAGAUACUGUAGAUGUCACCUAACAUACAUUUUCCUCUUAUAAAACCUUCAGGCAUGAUGUGUUAUUAUUUACUUACAUCCAGUAUGUUCGUAUGGUACAGCUAGAAAUAUAACCAAUUACCUACUGAAUGUUAUUACAUUAAGUACAUCGCUACUGUAUAUUUCUAGUACUCCGUAAACAAAUUCUAAAUCAAUAAUACCAAUGGGCAAAUUGGUAUAUUUGUACUAUCAAUAUGAUAGGUAUACCCAAGAUAAUAAUAAUUUGAGUAAGUACAUAAUUUAUAUUAGUGAAUUAAAUUGUUAUAAUUUUUAAGUUAGUACAUACAUUGUUAUUUUUUAACAGAGCCAUCUAGUGUGUGAUUUGAUGUAUGCAUGUGAUGGUUUUUGAAAUAAAAGUUUCACUGAUCUUAUUUUAUUAAUUUUAACAAGUAGAUAUAUUUACUUUAUCGUAUUUGUUGUGUGUUACCUUAACCCUAGUCGGUAGAAUAAAUUUUGCUUGUGUAAAUGGCCGCCAUUCAAUAUUGUAUUCGUUAAAUUACGUUAUAAUACUGCGGUUUUAGCUAAUAAAGAUAAAUGGUAAAUUAGAAUCGUUGUAAUUUAGAUAAAUUGACGUUUAGCAUUAUUCAAAUGGUUAUUGAAUGUCGGUAAUUUUAAGGUGCAUCUUAGUGAAAAUUGUAAAUAAUUGUAUUGUAUUUAUUACUAAAAUUGAAUGGUUUUUUAUGGUUAACAUUGGCUGCAAAAUCUGUUUCACUACAUAGUUUUUCAUACUAAGGAUUUCUUAAAGGUUAAACAGAUUUUGUAGAAAUAGUUACAGCCAGGCAUUGGAGUAUUUCAAAGAAAAUUAACUAAAAAAUAAUUUUGGAAGACGAGCACGGUAUGAACUAGUGUAAGAAUAGAACUAAUUCACAAAUUGGCAUAAUAACGAGGUCUCUUUCUAACGGUAACGCUAAAUAAGAGACGCCAUUAUGGUAAAUAUAUAUUUAAAAAAAACUCGUUAAUAGGGCACUAUAAUAAUGCUAAAGCUUAUAAGAAAAAUGGGUGUUGUAUUUGUAAAUUAUAUUGCAAAAGAAAUUCUAUUUUGUAUGAUAUUUCGAUUAGGCUUUGAGAAUAUUUAAAAUCGAUUCGUAAGUUGUUUUUUUCUGCGACUUGUUUUGAUAUGAUCCUUGCACUUUCCCAGUAAUCUAAUAUUCACAAACCUCACCACAUAAGGGUCACAUAUUGAGCUUUCAAAGUACGAUAUUAUAUUUUUUCGCCAUUUAAUAGCUAAGAUAUUAUAAUAAUACCGAAAGGCAGAAGAUUAAAAUGUUCAAUAGAUGUCGCUACGGGACCUUAUGUAAUUAAGUAUAAAAUUAAUUUUCUGGGUACAGUUGAAAUGUUCUGAAUAAGUCACUGUGUUACGAGUUCAAAAAUAUUCUAAACUAACUUAAGCUCUUUGAAAAAUUACGCAUAUUCUGUAUAGAGAAUGACUUCUUAGUACUGUACCCAGGCAUUUAAUUUCUUCAACUUCAUUUCUUCCAAAUUGUUUAAAAUUAAAAACCCUUUCCCUCACUAUAUCUAUGUAAGUAUAAGAAGAUCCACUUAAAAUGUCCACCAGCUUCAAAAAUAUAUUCAAAACAGUAUUUAGAUCAGUGUCGCUUCUAAUUUUUACGUAAAAUCUCAAUAUUUAAGUGAAUAAAGUAAUUUAAAAACACUGAAUUAUACGUAAACAUAGUGUAACUCACGUUAAAAUAAGUGAUUUAAAGUUAUUUAUACAAAAUAUGUUAUAACAUAGUCGCAAUAGAGUGAACGUUGCAAGCUUCGACUGCCUUGGAUCAAGUUACAUAGUAUAUAUCAAUAUUUUCUAUAUAUAAAUAAAUGAUGUAAUGUUUCUAAUAUGUAGUGUUAGGAAGCUUUCGUAAGCCGCAGGCGCCACUCGUGGGAAACUUACAUCAUCGCUUAAAAGCUUGAAAGCCUUCAGAAUGUGGCUUUUAACAACUUUUGUGAAAUUAAUAAAAAAAAUAUUAAUACAA